AUGUCAGUGGACUGCUACGUGGCCAUCUGCACCCCGCUGCGCUACUCCACCAUCACGAGCCCACGGAUAUCUGUUCAGCUGGUUGUGGUGUCUUGGGUUGCAGGCUUCUUUUCUGUCCUCUCCCGCAUCAUCAUCAUCAUCUCUCAGUUGCCCUUCUGUGGCCCUCACAUCAUUGAUCACUUCUUCUGUGACACUGAGCCAUUGAUCAAGCUCUCCUGGGCCGACACCAGCCUGCUAGAGCUUAUAGAGUUUUCCCUCUCCUCCGUGGUACUGCUGAGCUUGCUGAUGCUCACUGUGGUAUCCUACCUAUACAUCAUUGCCACUAUCUUCCGCAUCCCCUCCACCACAGGUAGGAAAAAGACCUCCACCUGUGCAUCCCAUAUCACAGUGGCCUCCAUCUUCUACGUCAGUGCCAUCUUCAUGUAUGUGGUGCCCAACAAAGGGUUCUCCUUCGGCCUCAAGAAGGUGGUGACUCUACAGACUGCCUUUGUCACCCACUUGUUGAACCCUUUCAUCUACACCCCGAGGAACCAGAUGGUCAAAGAGGUGCCGAGGGACACUGUGUCCUAUUUUCUGAGUGUGAUUUACCUGGCAGCCCUGAUGGAGAAUCUUCUUAUCUUCAUGGCCAUAGCCUUCGACCACCACCUUCACACCCCCAUGUACUUCUUCCUGAUGAAUCUGUCACUCCUAGACCUUGGCUCCAUCUCUGUCAUUGUCCCCAAAUCCAUGGCCAACUCCGUCAUGGACACCAGGUCCAUUUCCUAUGCUGGAUGUGUUGCCCAAGUCUUUUUCCUCGUCUUCUUGGUGGGAGCGGAUUUUUCUCUUCUCACCAUUAUGGCCUACGACCGAUAUGUUGCCAUCUGCCAACCACUGCACUAUGAGAGAAUGAUGAAUAUCAGAGCUUGUGUCAAAAUGGCAGCCGGUGCCUGGAUCAGUGGGAUUCUCUACUCUGUGCUACACACCGGGAACACAUUUGCAUUGAUCUUCUGUGGAGGCAACAUGGUGGAUCAGUUCUUCUGUGAGAUCCCCCAGCUACUCAAGCUUGCCUGCUCCGACACAUAUCUUAGUGAAGUUGGGGUUCUUGUCUUUAAUGCGUGUUUACUCUUAGGCUGCUUUGUUUUUAUCAUUUUGUCAUAUGUUAAAAUCUUCAAAUCAGUGCUCAGAAUCCCCUCUGAGCAGGGCCAGCAUAAAGCCCUAUCCAUCUGCCUUCCUCACCUCACUGUGGUCUCCUUGUUUGUUUGCACUGGGGCCUUUGCAUACCUGAAACCCACCUCCAGCUCCCCAUCUGCUCUGGAUCUUGUGGUGGCAAUUCUCUAUUCCGUAUUGCCACCAAUCAUGAAUCCAGUUAUCUACAGCAUGAGGAACAAGGAGAUGAAAACUGCCCUGAGGAGACUGACAGGGUGUAGGUAA
Messenger RNA from Mauremys mutica (yellowpond turtle), 1410 nucleotides. Its product is annotated as olfactory receptor 14A16-like. Gene Ontology annotation, molecular function: G protein-coupled receptor activity; olfactory receptor activity. NCBI's taxonomy places the organism in Eukaryota, Metazoa, Chordata, Testudines, Geoemydidae. Gene Ontology annotation, cellular component: membrane. Gene Ontology annotation, biological process: G protein-coupled receptor signaling pathway. The record is from RefSeq and is a predicted model, not a curated record. The transcript is spliced from 2 exons. Bases 1 to 1410 code for a protein of 469 amino acids.